AUGCAGAUCGUGGCCCACCGAACAAAAAAGGCUUUGCACGACGGUAAGGACGCAAAGCACUUGGAGGUCAAAGUCGGCCAUUGUGACAGGUGGCAGCCCGCGUGCACUGUAGACGAGGCCCGCUUGUCGCAUUAUUUCGCCAACCUAGCGCACAAUAAAGCGGCCCGGCGCGAGGAGUUCCGCGCCGCCCGGUUUGUCGCCAAACUGAAGAGGAGGAGAGAGCGUUCAUUCAUGUCUUCGUGGAGUUCGUUGGGGCCGCGCCAGAAGUCGGAGUGCGGGACGCAUAAGGAGACCCCGAACCACAUCGUGGCCGCUGCCCGGACUGGCGGCUUCCUCACGGCGGUUAGCGCUUCGGGGGUCAUCGUCGACAUCGACGAGUUAGUGGGGGUGGAAUCCUUGUCCCAGCGAUGCCGCUUCUUGGCCAUGCUAAAGAGCCGGCACCCAGAUUUGAAGGUCAUCGUCCACGACGACGCGUGCCAUUUGCGCUUGAUGAUGGAGGCGAACCGGGCCAGUUCUCCGAUCGCCGAGGAGCUGGCGGCCGACGUCGCGUGCAUCGUCGACGAGUACCACGCGAGCGCGCACGUGGGGGCGUGGUGCAAGAAGCACUGCUUGCCAUCUCUGCCGGAAAACCAGGCGCUCCUCCGGAAGUUCCCCACGAACAUCUGCGAGGUGAAGAACUCGGACCUAUCCCCCCUAGCUCAUACUAUCCAUCACAUGGGCCGCUGGAUGUGCAUCCUUGCCGUGGCGGAGAUGGUGGACGUGAGCAGCCGCCGCGUCCUCGCUCUUGCGGAGGCGCGUCGCGGCGUUGAGCGGAGGAAGGUGGCUCGGGCAAAGAAGAAGGCGCAGGAAAAGCUCUGCGCCGCAACCCCGCCCCCCGAGCUCACCGCGGCCGAGAUUCGCGCGCUCAUGGACGCCGCGCAGCAGAAGGUCGACGAGAACUUCAACGCCGCCGAGCACUUGCCAGAAGCCGUGUAUAAAUUCGUCCACCCAAUAGCGACCACCACGUGCCAGGGCUUUUAUUCCACGACGAUGAUGUUGCUGGGCGCCGUCCCGGCCUUGACGAACGGCGCCCGCGUCAAGCUGUGGUCGCAGAAAGCGCGUCCUCUCACCGCGGUCGUCAUCCAGGUGGCAGUGCCGCAGAAAGGCAAGAGUCGUCUGUAUCCCGUCAUCGAGGAGAUGUUCGACACCUGCGACGACGUGGUGGCGGACCUGGCCCAGCACAUGUUCAACGAGGCUCGCGAAGGGAGGCAAGACGCGCACGCCAGCGUCGGCGGGGAACUCGUAGUGAAUUCUGCCGCCCUCCAGAGUUUUACGUUCCCGGAGUUUUUCUUCAGGUGUUCUGCUGCGUGCAAGCAGGUCGAGUGCAAGGUUGGGGAUAAGAAGACUGACCCAGGCAUCCCGGCCAGGGUCUGGUUCGGCAACGGCUUCAACCUGGACGAGGCGUACGAGUUCUUUGACGGUUUGGGCCUCCUCGGUAAUGCGACCAAAGACAAGGACAAGACGCCCUCCUUGAACGCGUCGUUGCUGAAUUCGCUGUUGCAGUCCGGCAAGACCAGGAGGGCGACGCGCACAAGCACCAAUUUCGGCAUGUCGAGGGACAAGACCGUGUCCAUCUCCAUUCUCGGCAACGCCCACCCCGACAAGGCCAUUCCUAUGGGCCGCGGUUGUUUGGGCUCCCACACGGCGGCCACGAAAGAGCGAUUCGUGUUCUGCCUCGACCGCGCGGUGCCUCGGCACGCGCCUUUGCCCGAGGACUGCGAGCUCGAAGCCGGUGAUGAUGGGUGGACGUGGCUGCCUCUCACGGCCCAGCAAGCCGCGGUCUACGGGUGGGAUCACUUUAAGGACGUCGACGAUCGCUCUCAGCCUGCGCCGUGCGAGGGCGGCCUCGUCAUCCAGGGGCCUCCCGGCGGCUACGUCGUCUCGUUCCCUGACGGCCACCAGAGUCGAUUGCGGUACUUGUGCCGUCCAGACGGCGGGCUCGUCGCCACCGAGUACCGCAUCUCCUCGCGUUGGAAUCUGCCUGACCCCACGGACCGCAUCAGGGCGGCGGCUCGGCGCAUUGCUGGACUAUUCAAAGAUAAGCCGCACGCCGUGCUCGAGUUCGAGAGCCGCGCCAAGAAGAUCCUCCUGGGCAACCAGGUGGCGCAGAGCAAUCGGGCUGACAUGUGCGAGGAUGACGUUCCCACUGCCGCCCUCCAUUCAAAAGCCGCGGAGCACGUGGGCAAUUUCGCAGGGCUCCUGGCUGUCCUGGAGUACGGCGGGGGCGCCCCUCUGCCCGAGGGCCACGACGUCGUGCUGAUCACGGAGGACCACGUGGAGACGGCGUGGCGCUUGGUGAACACAAGCCUCCUCAUUCGGGAGGCCUGGCGCGCGGUGCCCCCCGUUGAGGAUGAUGACUUGGCCGCGCCCGGUUUCGGCCUCGCGGAUGCUAUCCGCGGCGACUGCCAGCCGGGCCUGUACGCGCCUGCGCUGCCGACGCAGCUCCCGCCAUUCCCCGCGACCGAGCUCGCGGGCGGCGCCGGCGGCGGCCCCGCCGACCCCCUCUCCCCGGCAGACGACGAAGAGGAUGGGGCAGAAUUGGCUUCGCGCGGCGACGGCGCCGGGGGGGUCUCCCGCGGCGCGCCGCCGGGGCGCGCUGGAAGCGAGGGCUCGCAGCCUGCGGAGAGCCCGCGCUCGCCGAGGCCGGAGGAAGAGGAGGAGGAGGCCGUCUCGCCGACCUCGCGAGAGCCCGCGCCGAGGGCGAGGGGCAGCCGCUUCAGCAGCAGCACCAGGCGCCCCCUCUGGCGGCCGCUGCCUCCCCGCCGGCGGCCGCUGCCAGCGCCCCCGCGCCGGGCGCCGGAGAGGAGACGGCGCCUUCGCCGCUCGCGGCCCCGCUCUGCUGGGGGGACGUGGAAACGGAAGCGAACUUCGACAAAGUGGGGCUGGGCCCCAAGGGUAACAUGA
Molecule: messenger RNA, 2943 nt
Organism: Prorocentrum cordatum
Lineage: Eukaryota; Dinophyceae; Prorocentrales; Prorocentraceae
Source: the annotation of a GenBank genome assembly